This is a messenger RNA of Paramuricea clavata, 1719 nucleotides long. The record is from the annotation of a GenBank genome assembly. NCBI's taxonomy places the organism in Eukaryota, Metazoa, Cnidaria, Anthozoa, Malacalcyonacea, Plexauridae.
GCUGAGAACAAGGUACCUCAGGCUGAGGAUAAGGUUCCUCACGCUGACAACAAGGUUCCUCACGCUGAGGACAAGGUCCCUCACGCUGAGGCCAAGGUUCCUCACGCUGAGGACAAGGUUCCUCACGCUGAGGAAAAGGUUCCUCACGCUGAGGACAAGGUUCUUCCCGCUGAGUUCAAGGUUCCUCACGCUGAACAAAAGGUUCCUCACGCUGAGCACAAGGUUCCUCACGCCAAGAACAAGGUUCCUAACGCUGAGGACAACGUUCCACACGAAGAAGACAAGAUUCCUCACGCUGAGGAUAAGGUUCCUCACGCUAAGGACAAGGUUCCUCACGCUGAGGACAAGGUUCCUCCCGCUGAUACAAGGUUCCUCACGCUGAGGACAAGGUUCCUCAUACUGAGGACAAGGUUCCUCACGCUGAGGACAAGGUUCCUCACGCUGAGGACAAGUUUCCGCAGGCUGAGGACAAAAUUCGUCACGCUGACACAAGGUGUCUCACGCGGAGGAUAAGGUUCCUCCCGGUGACGACUAGGUUCCUCCCGAUGAGGACAAGGUUCCGCUGAGGACAAGGUUCCUCACGCGGAGGACAAGGUUCCCCACGCGUAGAACAAGGCUCUUCUCGUUGAGGACAAAGUUCUUCUCGUUGAGGACAAGGUUCCUCACGCUGAGGACAAGGUUCCUCCCGCUGAGGACAAUAUUCCUCUCGCUAAGGACAAGGUUCCUCACGCUGAAGACAAGGUUCCUCACGCUGAGGACUAGGUUCCUCACGCGGAAGACAAGGUUCCACACGCUGAGGACAAGGUUCCUUACGCUGAGGACAAGGUUCCUCACGCUGGCGACAAGGUUCCUCCCUCUGAGAACAAGGUUCCUCCGGCUGAGGACAAGGUUCUCACGCUGAGGACAAGCUUCCUAACGCUGAGGACAAGGAUCCUCACGCUGAAGACAACGUUCCUCACGAAGAGGUCAAGGAUCCUUGCGCUGAGGACAAGGUUCCUCACGCGGAGGACAAGGUUCCUCACGCGUGGAACAAGGUUCUUCACGUUGAGGACAAGGUUCUUUUCGUUGAGGACAAGGUUCCUCACGCUGAGGACAAGGUUUCUCCCGCUGAGGACAAUAUUCCUCUUGCUGAGGACAAGCUUCCUCACGCUGAAGACAAGGUUCCACACGCUGAGGACAAGGUUCCUUACGCUGAGGACAAGGUUCCUCACGCUGGCGACAAGGUUCCUCCCUCUGAGAACAAGGUUCCUCCGGCUGAGGACAAGGUUCUCACGCUGAGGACAAGCUUCCUAACGCUGAGGACAAGGAUCCUCACGCUGAAGACAACGUUCCUCACGAAGAGGUCAAGGAUCCUUGCGCUGAGGACAAGGUUCCUCACGCGGAGGACAAGGUUCCUCACGCGUGGAACAAGGUUCUUCACGUUGAGGACAAGGUUCUUUUCGUUGAGGACAAGGUUCCUCACGCUGAGGACAAGGUUUCUCCCGCUGAGGACAAUAUUCCUCUUGCUGAGGACAAGCUUCCUCACGCUGAAGACAAGGUUCCACACGCUGAGGACAAGGUUCCUUACGCUGAGGACAAGGUUCCUCACGCUGGCGACAAGGUUCCUCCCUCUGAGAACAAGGUUCCUCCGGCUGAGGACAAGGUUCUCACGCUGAGGACAAGCUUCCUAACGCUGAGGACAAGGAUCCUCACGCUGAAGACAACGUUCCUCACGAAGAG